This is a messenger RNA of Triticum dicoccoides, 888 nucleotides long. Its product is annotated as L10-interacting MYB domain-containing protein-like. The record is from RefSeq and is a predicted model, not a curated record. The coding region runs from base 1 to 888 and encodes 295 amino acids. NCBI's taxonomy places the organism in Eukaryota, Viridiplantae, Streptophyta, Magnoliopsida, Poales, Poaceae. The transcript has 2 exons.
AUGGACUUUUAUAUAGAGUUGUUGAAAAUGGUUGCCGAAUGGACUAUUGAGAACACUCAGAUUAUCACCGAGUUGUUUGUCCAGCAAGUGAGAGCUGGAAAUAGGCCAAAUACUCACUUGACCUCCAAUGCAUAUGAUGAGGUGGUGAGGCAAUUCAAAAUAAGAACAGGGUUGGAGUACACAAAUGAUCAAUUGAAGAACAAAUGGGACAAACUAAGAGGUGAAUAUGGUGUAUUCAAGAAACUUAAGUUGAAGGAGACAGGAGCGGGAUGGGACACAGAGCGCAACACUGUGAAACAAGAUGCUGAGUGGUGGAAGAAGGCAAAGAUAGACAUUCCAGGUUGUUACAAGUUCAGGAAGCAUGGACUUCGCAAUGAAGAGAACUUGCGCAUCAUGUUUGAAGACAUCACAAGUGACGGUUCCGAUCAUUGGAAUCCGACUUCUGGCAUCCCCCCUACUUCUACUGCACUAAUAUCAAGUGCCAUAAAUCUUGAGCAAAUAGAAGAUGUUGAUCUGUUGGAGGAUCCCGAAGAGGCACCAUCUCCUAUUACACCAAAGGUUAAUAAGAGGCUUGGCAAGAUCAUUUGUGACACAAACAAGAAACCCAAGACCGCACAAGUGAUGCAGGAGCAGAUUACAAUGAUCGGGGACAUUUGUAAGGAAUCACAUUCGUCGUUUCAGUCGUUCUUUAAGCACGAUGACACCACCUCUGUUGCAUCUGUUAUGAAGGAAGCAAUUGCUUGUGGUGCAAUAGAAGGCAGCGAUGAGCACUUCAUUGCCUCUGAGCUUUUCAUCAAGAGAGAGCAAAGGGAGAUGUUUUUGAGCUUGAGUGUUCACACUCGUUUGGGUUGGCUAAAGAGGAAGUUCAAUGUCAAGUACGGGAACUAG